UGACGAUACCAUUAUCAAAGAGUUAUCUUCGAGAGAUUUGGAAUUUCUAGGCAAGUGAAAUGGCGUUCAGGAAUUUAAUUAGAAUACAAUUAUGUCAGCACCAGAGAGGGAUUUUAUUCAGAGGAAAGGAAAUAACAUCACAAAAGGAUACGGGUGUGAUUUGCCCAGCAUGGCGACAGAGUGCUUUGAUGUAUUCUUCAGAGAGUGGAAUAGAUGGUGUAGUGUGUGACUACCAGAAUGGCCUCCCGACCCUCCUCGUGCCCCUCCCUUCCAGGAGAGAGAGGUGUCAGUUUACCCUCAAACCAGUCACAGAGACGGUAGGCGACUUCCUCAGGCAUCUUAAGAAUGAAGAUGGGGGGAUCGAGACUGUUGCAAUCUACAAUGAUGAUGAUGUAAAGGUGGCAAGAUCAACCAGUAUAGAUGUCUUGAUGAGGAAUCCAUUCUCUCUCAGGAUAAAUGAAGAAACCUACAGGGUAGACCCUCCAGAACUAGGUAAACUAAUCAGCGAGGAUGCCAAGACUAUGGAUGAUGUCAAGUCCAUGAUUUAUCAACUCUACUCCACCCUCCACGUGGAGCAACAUCAGCUGGAGAAGGAGAAGAUCUUAAGAGGCAAGCUGGAGCAGCUCCAGGAAGAAUUGGAGCCAUUAGAACGGAUUAAAACUGCCCUCGAUAUGAAAGCCAAGAAGAACACCAAUGUGUACGUUUGGGGAGGCCUGGGUUUCAUGGCUGUCCAGUUCGGUCUGCUAGCUCGUCUGACAUGGUGGGAAUACUCUUGGGAUAUCGUAGAACCUAUCACCUACUUCGUUACCUACGGAACGGCAAUUGCUGCAUAUGCCUACUAUGUAGUCACUCGCCAGGAAUUCCUCUAUCCGGAUGCAAAGGAUCGUAAAUACCUUGUCCUGUUUCACAAGUAUUCUAAGAGGAAAAGUCUGGAUCUAGAGAAAUACAACCAGCUUAAAGAUGAUAUUGCUCAGGUAAAUGCCGAUCUUCAGCGGCUACGAGAUCCGUUGACUAUCAACCUUCCGAUCCCUCCACCUCCUAGGGAAAAGGCACAAGAAGAGGACUUUUGAGUUACCAUGGAAACAUACAAGUUCAUAACAAUAGACCAAAAUUAUCUACUAGUGUAUUUCACAACUAUUUACGGAUUGUUGGAUAUUAAUAUCAAGGAUUAAAGAAUGUUGUUUUCUUAUGGUAUAGAAUUAGGGAGCUUUAUAUUUCUCAUCCAAGAUGUAGAACCUUUUGAAAUGAGGAAAUCAUCCUUACUGCAUAAGUGCAUAUGAAUAAGAAGGAGAACACAGCAUUCAGUGAGAGAAGAUUCUGUGUCAUUGGCUAGAUUUUAAAAUCUAAAA
Lytechinus variegatus (green sea urchin) is the source of this 1349-nucleotide messenger RNA. RefSeq names its product calcium uniporter protein, mitochondrial-like. The transcript is spliced from 8 exons. Gene Ontology annotation, biological process: mitochondrial calcium ion homeostasis; calcium import into the mitochondrion. NCBI's taxonomy places the organism in Eukaryota, Metazoa, Echinodermata, Echinoidea, Temnopleuroida, Toxopneustidae. Gene Ontology annotation, cellular component: uniplex complex; mitochondrial inner membrane. The record is from RefSeq and is a predicted model, not a curated record. Gene Ontology annotation, molecular function: uniporter activity; calcium channel activity. The coding region runs from base 60 to 1070 and encodes 336 amino acids.